This is a messenger RNA of Physcomitrium patens, 3783 nucleotides long. NCBI's taxonomy places the organism in Eukaryota, Viridiplantae, Streptophyta, Bryopsida, Funariales, Funariaceae. The record is from RefSeq and is a predicted model, not a curated record.
AUGCAGAGAGGGAGAGAGGGAGAGAGCAGCAGCAGCGAGCAAAGCCCAAAACCUUCGUCUAGCUUUGGGCAGAAGGAAGUGAAGAAACGUUGCCGCUUUCAUUCCGCUUUUGAUCUGUUUGCCCCCCACUUCUGCCUCCGCUUCGUCCGGGGGUUCAACGCCUCUGGUGCUUCAAUCUCGCUCAGUUCUCCACAUCACCUCAUGCCCAGCGUCCGAACCUGAUCCCCUGCCUGGACUCUGCAUUGAGUUUGCUGUUUUGUCUCGUCUGCUCUCGUCUUACGGGAUCUGAUUCUGUCGCCUUUUCCCCAUCUUUUGAAUCUAUCAGCUGUGGGUGGCAGCUGAUAACGGCUGUUUUUGCCGUUUUCACACUGUCGUGGUUGCAGCCCAGGUUGUGUGUGUGAGGGAGCUGUUCCUGUAGAGGUUUUGUUGCUAGAGCUUCCGCCAUUUUCCGUCAUUUUGUUGGCGGGUCUGAAUCUGGUACUGCGUCGAGGUUUUUGGUGUUUGUGGAGUGGCGGUGGUGACUGUUUGAUUGGGUGGAGCUUUGUGUGCGAGAUCUGUUUCUCAUCAUCACCAAGGACUUUCCCCUGUUCUUUCGCAGCCAUUUGGUGGAAGGUGUUGGUGUUGUGGUCAUGGGUUGGCGAUGAUGUACACCAUCGCGAGUUGAUGGAUUUUUGAAGGUCAGAAAGAAUUUGCGAAGGAACCCGCACGGAGAAUUUCAUUGGGAGGGUUUGAAGCACGGUGGCAUUGUAGAUCCGCAGCAGAAGGUAGCGCAGUGAUGGUCUGUAGAAACAGUGAAUUUCGUAGGGAGUGCGAAUGUAGCAGCCACAAUUGUUGUGUUUGAAUUGGCGUGUUCACAGGAGCAAGAAAAGAAGCGUCGGUUGAUUUCUUCCGCAAGUGAAGCCCUGUUUGGAGAAAUUUUUGGAUCGAAGAGUUUUUCACUGCUUCAGGUUUGGGCAUUGUUGCUUUGCAAUGUGCACCUGAAUACAUUAAUCCAGAUGCGUGUCCGAGCACAAUAUCUUCAAACGAAAGCUCUUAGGGAAUACUUUCCUUAUGAUGCGGAUCUUAUUAGUAACUCACUCUGUUUUUGUUGCAAAGUCUGAUGAUGUAGAGCGAUUAUUUACUGCGAAGGUUUGAAAUGUUUCAAGAAAAAAUGCGUGGUUUCAGUACUACUCUGUCCAUGCUGAGGGCAUUCCGCAUUUUGCGUUUAACGGCUAGUAUGCACUGAUUACUGUGUCUGUGAGGCCGAGGUUGUUCCAUAGCGCUAGGGUACGGGAUGAACACAUCCAAAAACAACGCGAUGUUAAAGAUAUGAACUAUCAAACGAAGCCCUCGCUUCUUAGUUUGUGGAAUUUUGGUCUAGAAAAUGUUGUCUAACGGUUUCAAUUUUAUCAUGUUUGCAAAUCUGUCGUACUUGUCUUCAAACUGCAGCGUAUAUGUAGGAAGGGAACGGAGAUAUGUGAAAAUUGUGGAUGUGGUAGUGUUUCUCUCACUUGCGAAGACACGCUUGUUUGCACUUCAACUGAUCCCUUUUUAGAUAUUGCAGCGGGGGAGUUCAAGGUUUGGAACUUCCUCACUUAUGAUUCGAAGUUGUACAACCGUGAAAGACAUACACAUUUGGAGGAAAAAUGUGGUGGAUCGUGCUACAGGUCUCAAGAAGUUGCUGACGUGAUUGGUAGCAAGUUGAGUCAAGUAUUAGGAUCUCUCUUUGGAGCUGCCUCGUAAGCUCAUUCAAGAUGGGGAUAUGUUUCCCGAAAGCUGCGCAUUCAAAAUAUAAAGAUGAACCGUUGAAUCCCAAACCUUCAGCUGUUGUACCGACGUCAUCCUCUCCUAUUUAUUGCGAAUCAACCCCCGAGCCUUCCACUGCUCCUAGUAUUCCCACUGAUGAGCAGUCAUACUCAGAAGCUGAAAGUAAUCUUCCAAGGGUGCAGUUGAUAGGAGACAUGUUGUGUCCUUUUACACUGCGUGUGCAAAUUGCGCUGCAAUUUAAGGGCGUCGUCGUGGAUCCAACCUGGCUGACUCCUGCAGACUUAACCAACCCCAAGUUAGUAAAUGCUAGUCCCACUGGUAAGUAUCCUGUUUUACACUAUGAGCUCCACAAACUCAGUGGCUCAACAGAUGCCAUGCUGGAUUACAUUGAGGAAACCUUCGAAGUCCCUACUUUGAUACCUAAGCCUGUGGAGGCGGAAGUGAUGCAGUGGGUAGCAUUUAUUCGGGAUGAACUGACCCCUAUCGUGGGGCAGCUUUUGUACGAUGGGAGUCCUCUUGUGCAGCAAGAAUUAGAACCAAAGCUAGAGUCUUGCUUUAUGAAAUUAGAUAGCGCUAUAUGGGAGCAUGGAAAGCAGGGCCGAUUCUUUUUUGGUAACCAGUUCACCUUUGUAGAUGUCUAUCUUAUCCCAAUCCUUCUUCUAGUCGACGUAGCCAAAUUUUUCCGCGGUAUUGAAAUCUCGACCUUGCACUCUCAUCUGCUGGCUUACAGUCGAGCCAUGCAUUCGUUUCCCAACUAUUCUCCUGUCCGAAUGAAUACCGAACUACUAAAAGGAGCUGUGGCAAAGACUCUGGUGGAGAGGGCACCAUCACCCCUCAUUGUGAUGACUGUAUUACAGCACAAGAGCAUUUUGUCGCACUUGGAGAGACUUGUAGCCCUGGCUGAUGGUCUGCCUGUAGACAAGCUUGCGAAUGAGGAUUCUGGGAGACGCGGAGUGGCAGGGAAGCAGAUGCAGCUGCUUUGGAAGAUGUAUGGACGUUUAUUGGACCUCAUGCAAGAGCAUGCCCAGAUGGAGGAGAGGGUCAUUUUCCCUGCAAUAGAAUCCACUGAAGAAGGUAUGAGCGAAUGCGCGCUUGCAGAUCAUGCUCGGGACCUCCCCGUGAUGAAUGGUAUCCGUGAAGAUAUAAAGGGAGUGAUGGCUUUGGAGCAAGGUUGCUCUGAUCACUUGGAAGGCCUGCAAGCUGUGGUAAAGCGGCUGCACGCUCUCCAAGAAAACAGCGUGGAACACUAUCAUGAAGAAGAGAGGGAUCUCUUGCCCCAGCUAAAUGCAGCUGGACUGGGCAACAAGAAGCAGGAGGAGCUAGUCUCUCAAAGUAUUGCAGUGAUGGAAGAGACUCACGGGAGAUUACUGCCUUUCUUUCUGCAAGGGUUGGAGCCCCAUGAGAUCAGCCAAUACAUUGGGCUCCUCCAUAGCUCAUGUGAUGGAGGCAAGAGUCGAGUGUUCACAAGAAUAUCCUUCUGUUUGAAGAACGCUGACGAUGAGUUCAAGGAAGUGUGCAUGGCAGCACAAGGAAUAAUUAGCGAGCUUGCUACCCCCUCCAUCGACAAGGCUGCCGGUUCAUACUGCCUCCUCCAGGAAUGAGCCUCAUACCACUUGCCUUUGUACUAUGUAAAGUUGGGUUUUUCAAGAUUUUGAUGGAUAUCAACCGAUUGUACGAUCUGAAAAAUACGGGCUCCUCCUACCUCGGCACAGUUUUGAUUUUCAGCUGGGUGGUAGUCGAUGCUUUUAGACUGAUAUUCCUUUUUCCCUCCCCCUCCUCUCUUCCCCUUUCUUCCCAAAAUUGGGUGUUGUGUCUUUACUACUCCACUAUUUUUCUGUGGAGUAUUCUGUGAGGGAUUUUGAUUGAAAACCUCUUCGUCACCUCUAGUGUACUAAUAGAUCCAGGUAAAGGUAUUCUUGAACACUUCAUCAGUAAAUUAUUAGUUGGCUCUCAAAGCGUCAUCUAUAUCAGUAUAUAGUGUACUUGCCCAGUUGCUCGGCUCAUUGUUGGUAAAAGAAUCUUGUGAUGUCUGAUAAA